UCUAUAACAGUAUAAGGUCUCUCGCAUCUUCGUCCUCUUCGUUACUUUCUCUAACCUCCGUCUCUCGUAUUGGUGUGUGUGUGAGCUUAUUGGAUUAUCUUCUCCGGCCAAAAAGGAAACGACUUUUAGCGGUGAGAGACUGAUUAUACGAUAUGAUCGCUCUGUUUCGGAAUCGUUGAGUGAUGUUGCUAGAUCCGCACGAUCGUUUCCCAUCAAAGACAAGGCGCAAAAAAUGCCCCCCCUUCUGAAAACCUUUCCUUUUUCCGUUCUCGGCGAAUCUAAUCUUUCUUUCCUUUUUUAGAAAGUUUUGGUCUUUCCUAAUCCUGGAGAUACGUUACAGUCUCCGUUUGUAAAUAUCAAUCGAAAGUUUGUUCCUUUUUGUUCUGGGUCUGUGUCAAAGAAGCUGGCGAAGAUGAAUCUUAGUACGGCCGAGGAAGAAUCAUCGGCCCAAGAGAUUCACAUCCCUGCGGAUAUCAACUGGGAGAUGCUGGACAAGUCAAAGUUCUUCGUUUUGGGAGCUGCUCUGUUCUCAGGUGUCUCUGGAGCUCUAUACCCUGCGGUUUUGAUGAAAACACGGCAGCAGGUGUGUCACCACUCUCAAGGCUCUUGCAUCAGAGGUGCGUUUACUCUUGUCAGACACGAAGGUUUGAGGGGGUUGUACAGAGGGUUCGGCACUUCUCUGAUGGGAACUAUCCCUGCGAGGGCCUUGUACAUGACGGCUCUGGAGGUUACCAAGAGUAGCGUAGGCUCUGCUGCUGUUGGGUUAGGGUUUACUGACGCUAAGGCCUCUGCUGCUGCUAAUGCGGUUGGUGGGUUGACGGCUGCGAUGGCUGCUCAGCUUGUUUGGACUCCUGUUGAUGUUGUGAGCCAGAGGCUUAUGGUACAAGGAAGCAGCGGGCUUAGGUGUUGUGAUUAUGUUAACGGGUUCGAUGCGUUUAGGAAGAUUGUUCGAGCUGAUGGAGUGAGAGGGUUAUACAGAGGGUUUGGGAUAUCGAUUCUGACUUAUGCGCCGUCUAACGCGGUUUGGUGGGCGUCUUACUCUGUUGCGCAGAGGAUGGUUUGGGGUGGUGUUGGGUGUUAUGUUUGUAAGAAGGACGGAGAGAAUGGGAACGCGAUGAAACCGGACUCUAAGACGGUGAUGGCUGUUCAGGGGGUUAGUGCUGCGAUUGCUGGGAGUGUUUCUGCUUUGAUUACGAUGCCGCUGGACACAAUCAAGACGAGGCUGCAGGUUCUUGAUGGGGAAGAUAGUAGUAGUAGUAGCAAUAACAAUGGGAAGCGUGGACCGAGUAUUGGACAGACGGUGAGAAACUUGGUAAGGGAAGGUGGAUGGACAGCUUGUUACAGAGGGUUGGGACCAAGAUGUGCUUCAAUGUCAAUGUCUGCAACAACUAUGAUCACUACCUACGAGUUCUUGAAACGGCUUUCGGCUAAGAACCAUGACGGGUUUUACUCUAAAUCAUAGUGUUAACAGCUCUGAGAACCACAUAGAGAAAUGUUAUUUAUAAUUUCUUGUUCUUGUUCUUGUUCUUGUCUAGCUGUUCUGCUUUCUCUUUUGUUUCCAGUCAUAUUGUAAGGAAUGUGUUAAAAUUCAGUUGUUUCUAAAUAAAGAAAUGUUUAUUACCA
Molecule: messenger RNA, 1623 nt
Organism: Raphanus sativus (radish)
Lineage: Eukaryota; Viridiplantae; Streptophyta; Magnoliopsida; Brassicales; Brassicaceae
Exons: 1
Coding region: 413-1462 (349 amino acids)
Biological process (GO): transmembrane transport
Source: RefSeq, a predicted model, not a curated record